GGAAAUACUGAGGAACGGAGAUUCGGCCUUCUGGAAUUACCAUGGGGCGUAGCUUGGUAGAACUGACCAGCUCUCAUAGGCGAGCCAUUCUAGCUUAUCACUCUCUCCUCAAGGUAUGCACGGAAACACGGAUCUGUGGGCUGCUCUCACGGGCCUUUUUCUGUUUGCGUUCAUCUUGAUCCAAGUCAUCGAGGCAAUCUACGAUGUAUUCUUCCACCCACUUGCGAAUUUGCCCGGGCCAAAAAUAGCAGCCUGGAGCAACAUUCCGUACAGUUACUGGUUCCACGGCGGUCGUAUGCCUUACAAGAUUUUAGAUUUGCAUGAGAAAUACGGACCCGUCGUCAGAAUCGCCCCCAACGAAGUCUCUUUCAACUCGCCGCAGUCAUGGAACGACAUCUACAAUUUCCGUCAGGGCCAUCAGACCUUCGUCAAGAGCGAAUUCUACCAGGGAGGGCCUUUUGCGAGCCGUGGAGUCCAUUCUAUCGUGAGCGAACGUGAUGUAGACGAACAUGGACAAAUGCGCCGGCAUCUGUCACACGCUUUUUCGGAUCAAUCUCUCAGGGAGCAAGAGGUCUUGAUUGCCAAGACAGUUGAUAGGUUCAUUGAGGUAGUUGGCGAACGAGGUUCACAGUCGGGAGGAUUCAACUUGGGCAAAGGCCUUGAAAUGAUGACCUUUGACAUCAUCGGCGACCUAGCUUUUGGAGAAACAUUUGGUGGCGUGGACAGUGAUCGACCUCAUCCUUGGAUUGACAUUGCAAUGGGUGCUCUAAGACAAGGAGCACUAGCAGACACUUUCAACCGCUUUCCGAUGGCGUCCAAGCUCUUGACGGCUCUGUUCUCAAGUAAGAUCGCAAAGUUGACCGAGGAGACCAGGCACAACGAAGAUAUGGCCAUAGAGCUCGUCAACAAACGCAUCGUCCGCCACGAAGACGCAAGAAAGGACUUCAUGACACGCAUUUUGGAACAGCGAGACCCCGAGAAGGUGUCGGACCUGCAGUUAGCAGCUCACGCCUCCGACUUCGUCGUUGCUGGUAGUGAGACGACGGCCACGGCGCUUUCAUGUAUCCUCUAUUACUUAUUCAAAAACCCAGCUAUUAAGGAAACCUUACAAAAAGAAGUGCGGAGCAGCUUUCAGUCGUACGACAGGAUUAACUCCGUGUCGACUACGCCCCUGAAGUACUUAAAGGCCGUCAUCCUCGAAGGCCUUAGAAUCUACCCACCUCUCCCUUUUGCACUACCUCGAGUUGUCCCCGCCGGCGGCGACACAGUAGACGGCCAUUUUCUACCAGCCGGAACCAUUGUGAGCACGAACCCGGUGGCGGCCAGCUUGGGGUCGCAAUAUUUCAGCGACCCUAUGGACUUCAAGCCAGAGAGAUGGCUAGCCGAGAAAGACGAGGUGCAGGGCGAUAUUCUUGCCGCAACACAGCCAUUCAGCCUCGGACCUCGAAGUUGUCUGGGCCGGAAUUUGGCCUGGCUGGAAUUGCGGACAGUAUUAGCCAAGCUGCUGUGGACGUAUGACAUGGAGCUCGUGAAUAACCACGUCGAUUGGCACCGCGAUUCGCGAAUGCUUACUUUGUGGAAGAAGCCGCCGCUUUGGGUAAAGGUGGAGCGUCGAGCGUAAUGGCAGAGUGCGAGAAUGAGGCUAUGUCUCAGGGGUAAACUAAGCUCGAUUGGGAAAUUCCCGACUGUGCAAAGCACAGCUCACUGUAGCCAAGAGACAGAGAGGAUUUGUCGAUAUAAUAA
This is a messenger RNA of Annulohypoxylon truncatum, 1743 nucleotides long. RefSeq names its product cytochrome P450. NCBI's taxonomy places the organism in Eukaryota, Fungi, Ascomycota, Sordariomycetes, Xylariales, Hypoxylaceae. The transcript is spliced from 9 exons. The record is from RefSeq and is a predicted model, not a curated record. Gene Ontology annotation, molecular function: heme binding; monooxygenase activity; iron ion binding. The coding region runs from base 116 to 1621 and encodes 501 amino acids.